AUGGCCGAUGCGACUAAAUCCGACAGGCCUACGGCAGAUGCCAGCUUAGAAGCAUUAGGGUAUACGGCGGAGCUGUCACGAAACCGAUCGACUUGGCAGGUCGUUUUCAUGUGCUUUAUUCUUGCGUCCGUGCCGUACGGUUUGUCGACCACCAUGUCAUACUCUUUGAUAGGUGGAGGCUCGGCCAAUAUGGUCUGGGGCUGGAUCGUGGUCUCGCUUAUUAUGUUUUGUGUAGCUGUUUCUCUAGCUGAAAUUACCUCGGUAUAUCCGACUGCUGGCGGCGUCUAUUAUCAGACAUUUGUUCUUUCGCCGACGUGGUGUCGUCGCGCCACGGCAUGGGUCUGCGGGUGGUCCUAUGUUGCCGGAAACAUUACAAUUACCCUCGCCGUGAACUUUGCCACCGCGCUGUUCUUCGUCGAAUGUCUCAAUGUAUUUGAAAACAAGGAUGGCGUUGGUAUUGCGGAGAACUUUCAGACCUAUCAGACCUAUCUUAUUUUUGUCCUAAUCACCCUCAUCUGCCAUGCAAUACCCGCCUUUGCGAACAGGUGGUUGACUCUUAUCGAGUACUUCGCAAUCUUCUGGACACUGAUCGGUGUAUCAGCCAUUAUUAUCACAAUUCUCGUCGUUGCACACAAUGGUCGACGAUCAGCGAAAUGGGUCUUCACUUCGUUCGAACCUCAAUCAGGCUGGCCCGAUGGUUGGUCUUUCUGCAUCGGUCUACUGCAAGCAGCAUAUGGUCUUUCAGCCACUGGAAUGGUGACAUCGAUGUGCGAAGAGGUCCGCAAACCCGCAAUCCAAGUUCCCCGAGCAAUUGUCGGCGGUAUCACGUUAAAUGCCUUAGCCGGCCUGGCGUACCUUAUCCCGGUCGCAUUCGUGCUUCCCGAUAUUGCAAUGCUGGCGAAUAUUGCCUCUGCACAACCGGUACCAACUAUCGUUAAGUCUGCGGUCGGAAAUUCCGCUGGUGCUUUUUGCCUUCUCAUUCCAUUGAUCGUGCUUGGAAUAAUUUGUGGACUGGGAUGUGUUACUGCUACAUCUCGAGCUACUUGGGCUUUUGCACGCGACGGGGCCAUUCCUGGAUCGAGAUGGUGGAAAACAGUCAAUGAGCGAUUUCAGAUCCCUAUGAACUCGUUACUUCUAGGGAUGGUAGUUGAGUUGCUUCUUGGGCUAAUUUACUUUGGUUCAAGCGCUGCGUUCAAUGCCUUUUCGGGCGUCGGUGUGAUAUUUCUAACACUGAGCUAUGCCUCUCCCGUUGCCGUGUCGCUAAUUCUUCGCGGCCGUCGGGAUAUCCAGCGUGGCUCUUUCAAUCUCGGGUCAUUCGGUUGCUUCUGUAACAUCAUUUGCAUUUGCUGGUGUCUUCUCGCCAUUCCAUUAUUCUCCAUGCCAACUUCCAUCCCCGUCACAAAGAACUCGAUGAACUAUGCAUCUGCUGUAUUCGUCGGAUUUGUGUCCAUCUCGGGCGUCUGGUAUUUGGUAUGGGGCCGGAAGAACUAUAUUGGCCCUGCGUUGGAGCAGCUGGAUGGCCAACCCGACCAUUCAGACGAGGAGCCCGCGAAGGAAGAACUGACACAAGAAUCCUCCAAAUGA
Messenger RNA from Penicillium atrosanguineum, 1584 nucleotides. RefSeq lists its product as uncharacterized. The record is from RefSeq and is a predicted model, not a curated record. Gene Ontology annotation, cellular component: membrane. Gene Ontology annotation, molecular function: transmembrane transporter activity. Lineage: Eukaryota; Fungi; Ascomycota; Eurotiomycetes; Eurotiales; Aspergillaceae. The coding region runs from base 1 to 1584 and encodes 527 amino acids. Gene Ontology annotation, biological process: transmembrane transport. The transcript has 4 exons.